Messenger RNA from Physcomitrium patens, 2359 nucleotides. RefSeq lists its product as uncharacterized. Gene Ontology annotation, molecular function: structural constituent of cytoskeleton. Gene Ontology annotation, cellular component: cytoskeleton. The record is from RefSeq and is a predicted model, not a curated record. Lineage: Eukaryota; Viridiplantae; Streptophyta; Bryopsida; Funariales; Funariaceae.
AUGGCUGUAAUCAAAUCAGACUUCACUUGAUCCGGCGCUGCGAGAUUACAAACACUGCGAGUCCAGAUUCCCGAUACUAGUCGAGGAGCUUUCCUAGGGAUUUUGCUUCCCUCAACAGAUCGACUGAGUGAGUGAGUGAGAGAGAGUGUUUCGGUUCGGGAGAAUUGGAGAUUGAGAUCGGAAUACUCAGCUAUGUCGAGCAUGGAGAGUCAACAGAACGCCGAGGCUGUGAACUACGCCAAGCAGCAGUUGGAAUCGCAGGCGAAAGAGACUCAGGACAAGAUGGGAGGACCUGAGAACAGCUCGGUUGUCACUGCGCAGGUCGUUGUGCCAUCGGAUGUCGGGAAGAAGGCCCAAGAGAAAAUGGCAUACCUAGAAGGUGAAAAUGAGAAACUUAAGAAGUCUCUCAAGGACUGCGAAGAAGCGCUUGCCAUGGCUAACCAUGAAACCGAGAAGUCCAACAAAGUAGCACGCGAAGCGAAGUCUAGGAUAUCUGAGCUGGAAGCUCGCGUCAAGGAUCUGGAAGGAGAGGUUCAAGGUGCCGGUGCCAAGGCCGCUGAGCUAGAGCUUCAAUUGAAGAAGGCAGAUGAGAAGUAUACCGAAGCUGAGAAGAAGAUGAAAGAAUACCAAGCCAAGCUUGGAGAAUUGGAGCAAACGAACGUGAAAUAUGAGAAGGAUUUGGAGGGUGUGCACACUGGCUUACAAGACAGGGAGAUGAAGAUUGAGGACAUGAGUCAGAAGCUGGCUGAUAAGGAAUCCGCUCUUCAAGGGAAAGAAGCCAAAGUUGGCGAUCUUGCUAAUAAGGCUGAUGAAUUCAAGUCCCGCGCAAUUCCAGCUGAGGAGAAGGCCUCCGAGCUCGACUCAGUUGCCGGAGACCUCGAAUCGAAGGCUCAAAGUGCGGAGUCAAAGCUGACUGAGGUUGGUGAGGAAAAGGAGAAGUCCAUAGUCUCCGUUGAAGAGUACAAGGAGGAGCUGAGGAAGUCUGUUGAACGCUCCAACAUGUUGGCUGAUGCACUUGCCAAUGAGAAGGAAAAGACUGGCACUCUCAGGGCUGAGAUUGAGAAUUUGAAGAAGAAGUACGAUGCCAAUGCUGGUCAUGGACGUGUGUUGGCUGAGCGCAUCGCUGAGCUUGAAAAAAUCAUUGGUCAAACUGAGGCGGAAGUUGGUGAGGUUGAAUCUGACAAGAAGGAGUUGGAAUCUGAGGUGGCAACUGAAGAGAAGAAUAAGGAAACUGCAAGCAAUGAGGCGAAGGAGUUGAAGCAGGAGAAGGGAGGAUUGAUAGACAGCAUUGGUGGCUUAAAGAGUAAGAUGAUGGGAGCAUUCUCUAAAGCUGAGGAGAAGGAAGCCAUCGCAGAGGAGAAGGCAGCUGAGGCUGCUGAGAAAGACGACAAGAUUGACAAUGUUGAAUCGAGCCUAGAGGACGAGGCUGCAAAGGCGCAAGACAAAGCCAACGCUGAGAAGAGUUUGGCUACCGAAUUGGACGCCACUAAAUCUAAGGCUGCUGCUGGUGAGGAGUCUGCUGCCAACCUGCAGGAGAAGGAGGCUGCUCUCGCUGCAAAGGAUGAUGACUUAAAAAAUCACGCCGACCGCCUCACAGAUUUGAGCACUAAGCUGAAGAACUUGCGUUUGGAGCGUGAUGAGGCUGUGCAAAAGGCCGAGGGUGUCGACGAGAAGGUGAAGGCUUUGCAAGACAGAAUCAAGGAGCUUGAGCAGGAAGUUGAGGCCUUGAACAAAAAGAACGCAGAGCUUGAGAGCCAGCUCCAGUCUGUUGGCGUGCAAGUGGAGGAGCACAAGGAAGCCAUCCAGGGCCGUGAGGAUGAAGCUGUCAAGAAGGCUGAGAAAGCAGCUCAGUUGCAGGAGGAGGUGAAAGAGACUGAGCAGGACAUCAAGAGUGAUGACAAGAAGUUCGUGCAGGAUGUGAAUACCACCACAACCACCACAACUGAAGCAUAAAUUUCGAGGUCAUGAUGUCUCAAUUAUUCUGUAACGAAUCCUUAACCACCGAAGUUGCUAAUCGAAGGGAGCUUAUCGGAUCUUAGACACCUUCACCUCCAGGCAGGGCAACAUAUAAACGAUAGAGCGUAAUUAGAGUGUACAUGAGGUGUUAUGUGUUAGAUAUACUUGUGUUUCUGUCACGGUGUACAUGUGAAUGUACUAUUUUCUCUCCUGUCUCAAGGAUGUGAACAUAUUGUGCAUAUGUAUUUCCAUAACCUAUUGCGCGACUUCACGAGGUCUAGAGGGAGUGCAAAAAUGGAUCUCAUCAAUGUAGUAUUCACUAUGGAUAUUUUCUUUCGGGAACAUCGUCAAAUUCAUCUUGAUUAUUAUCUUAAUAAACUAUCUCAAAUAAAUUAUCUUGCAA